AUGGUAGUGGAGUAUUUGCUAACAUUUCUAGAGAUCCGAAGAUUGAAGUCAAGAAUGUUUAGUGCAAUCCUUGAUAAUGAGGGCAAGUGGGAAAUUGAUGCCCUGAAUGACCUAGUCAGUCCCCAAGCUAUUCAAGAGAUUCUUAAACUUCAUAGACAUAGAUUUCUAACCUUCACUGAUACCCUUUUCUGGGUUGGAUCGACCUGUGGUAAUUACACCACUGCUUCUGCUUACAAGAUCAUCUCCAAUCAGACCAUUGAUGAAGGAAAUUGGACUUGGCUACAGAAAAUCAAAGUCCCCCAAAAACUAAAGAGUUUUAUUUGGCUGAUAGUGAAGACAUGGACCAUCUACUCAGAAAAUGCAGCUUCUCCAAAGCUGUUUGGUUUGAAAUUCAAGACCCCAACUGGUGGGAGGAGGAUUUGGAAAGAUCGGAACAAACUUGUUUUUGAAAAUCAAUUCACUCCCAUUCAAGUUAGUCUCAAGAACAUAAGAAAUUAUGCUCAUGAGAUCAAUGAGGCAUUCCAGUCAGCCCUUCACCCAAGUCCAUCUCACCCUUCACUAAUUAAAUGGAAUUCUCCUCCUGCAAGUAAACUGAAACUCAAUCUUGAUGGUUGCUCAAAAGGGAAUCCAGGUCAAGCUGUCUAUGGUGGCAUGUUGCAUGAUGAAUAUGGCACCAAGGAGGUGGCAAUUGAGUCAGACUCAGAACUAGCAAUCAACCAAAUCCAAGAUGGCCCAUGCCAUAACUCACCCUAUCAAGCUCUCAUUGAAGAUGCAAAAUUCCUCCUACAAAGAUGUAACUGCUCACUGAGGUACACACCUAGAGAAGGAAACAUAUGUUUAAAUCAGCUUGCCAAUAUAAGAGUUACACAGGAUGAACAUGUUGUGGUGCUUGAUCAUCCUCCUAAGGAUUUGACGGCCCUGCUUAUAGCUGAUAUCACUGGUGUUAGUGAGAUGAGAGCUUGGUCUCUUUGUGUCAUGUAG
This is a messenger RNA of Camellia sinensis, 981 nucleotides long. The record is from RefSeq and is a predicted model, not a curated record. Lineage: Eukaryota; Viridiplantae; Streptophyta; Magnoliopsida; Ericales; Theaceae.